Molecule: messenger RNA, 348 nt
Organism: Penicillium maclennaniae
Lineage: Eukaryota; Fungi; Ascomycota; Eurotiomycetes; Eurotiales; Aspergillaceae
Product: CVNH domain-containing protein
Exons: 2
Coding region: 1-348 (115 amino acids)
Source: RefSeq, a predicted model, not a curated record
AUGUUCAAUAAAACUGCCUGCGACGCUCACCUGAAACUGGACCAUACGCCAGGUUCAACUUACUUGGUGGCUAUUUGCAACAAUGAGGAGGGUGCUGGAGUUGAGGACGAUAUUCUUCUUGAUAAGCACCUUGGGAACAAAGAUGGACACUUCGAUUGGAAUAGCUCAGGCUUCAGCACGGGCGCACGAAACAUAAGCCUCUCUACUGAAGGUCCAGAGCAUAUCCCUAUCCUCCAUUCCGAGCUCAGAGACUCGUCUGGAAAAUUCAUCCCGAAUGAUCUCAAUUUGGCUACACAUAUUGCAAAUGUUGAUGGCAAGCUCGUAUUCAGGGCUGAAGAGAUGUCAUGA